CAUCCUCUGAAGAGGGUGUCACCUUGCAUGAUAGAAUUAGCCAACCUAUAAAAGGGGUUCGGCUUCCUGGCGUUUCCAUACUUUUGUCUCUGAGGCUGCUCCCCUGAUUUUGCUGAGCUGGGUGAGUUAAAAAAUUGGGGGGGAGGGUUGGCAUCAAGACAGGAGAAGACAGGGAACAGUUGAGCAAUCCCUUACAGGUUCUUGAAAGGGGUGACAAUUCCCUUUAGGACCACCCUAGAAAAAAUAAAGGCCCUUCUUCAUUGUCCCUUUUCCUGUCUUUGCAGAAAGGGUCUUCACAAUGAGCUACUUUCUGGACAGUGUCUGUACCAUCGUUGGAAUCUUUCACAAGUAUGCCCGAUGCCAAGGUGGCAACCUCGCUCUCAACCGAAGAGAAAUGAAGACACUUAUCCAGAAAGAGUUUGCUGAAGUCUUGGAGAAUCCUUGUGACCCUCAGACGAUUGAACUCACUUUCAAGCUGCUGGACGUCAAUGGAGACAGUUUGGUGGACUUCAACGAGUACCUGCUUUUCGUCUUCCAAAUUGCCACCGGUUGUUACAGGUUCCUGCAGCCCAGAGAGUAUCUUCUUCGGGACGAAAGUAGCAGAGCCCUACAUGAAGGAGAAGCAGGAGGAUCCAAAAGAGGUCAUCAGCUUCAGGAUGGGGAAAGGAGAGGAGACUAUGUCCAUGAGAGACAAGGUUUGGAUGGGACUUCCCUACGUUCCACAGAGAAAGGAAGACGGGGGGAGCUGGUGAGACGCUACCUUCCCAUUGAACUUGUAGAAGUAGAUGAAGAAAAUAGCAACUUUGAAGGACAUGAACCCGAAUUGAGGGAUGGUGAUAGGAGAGACCGUCCAUCUCAGGAACAUCAGGAAAGAGAGCCUGAACAACGACGCCUUGAGCCCAAAGAGUGGGAAGAUAUUGAGAUACCAGAACCCCGUCAACGGAGACAACGGGAAUCAACACUGGAAGAAGACUCUCCACGUCAGUCCCGAGAACUUGUGAGAAGAAAUGACAAUGACAGACGUGAAAUUCAGGAUCCCCUGGACAGCGAUGAAGAAGACCUUUAUUCUCCAAUAGUCCCAUCCAGGAAGGAAGAAGUGAGGCAACACCGGGGCCAAGAGACUGAGGGAAGACUCUUCAGAUAUGGUUCUCAAACCAGAGUUGAUCGUACAGAUUACGAUGUUGAAAUAAGUUGGCCAUCUCGUGAAUGGCGAGAAGUAGAAGAUGGAAGGAGGGAGCUAGAAAUACACAAUGAGCGGAGAUCUCGUGCCUUUGAACACCGUGUGGCUGAUGAUCGCCGAGAUCGGAUUCAUCACCAUAGCCCAGUAGAAGAGUAUGAGGAGCAUCAUCCAUUGUCCACAGAAGGUGAGAGAAGAUCACAGUUCCAUGAAGAUGACCACAGAGAGAGUGAGAGGAGGAGACAAGGACGCUCUGUCUUUCAAUCAAGAGAAGAUGUUCAUAGAGCAAUCCAGGCAGAAGAGGAAGAAGUCAGAAGAUCUAAAAGGAGACAUGACGAAGAUGAGUGGAGCAGAUCACGACCACGUGAAGCUUCAAGAAGAUCAGAUGUGCAAGAUCUGGAACGCAGAGAACGAGAGACGAGGAGGCCCUAUUCUUCUGAGCUUAAGAACAUGGACAGACCUUCCCGGUCUCGUGAGUCUGAAGGCAGAGAAGAGGUCAGAAGAUCCCAACAUCCUGAGGACAUAGUGCAGAGAAGCCGGGAGUUCAGCCGGGAGGAUACCAGAGUAACGGAAGUUAGGAGGAGGAGAUCCCAAUCCCUAGAGCCUGUGGCCAGGGACAUCAGAUAUGUCCGAUCUCAAAGAUAUGAAGAACCAAGGAGAGAUGAUCAGAGAAGACCCCAUAAUUAUGAUGUUCGCUCUCUAGAAAGGGAUGCUGCAAGAAGGAGAAGGCUCCAGCCUCAUGAAUCACCCAAGAGAGGAGACAACCAGGAGAGGCAAUGGUAUUAUGGACAUGAAACCUGGGACAGUGAGAGAGACGGGAGAAGACGUCAGUUACGUUACUCAGAACCCAGAGAGAGGGAGAUGAGAAGGUAUCAGGUGGCUGACUCAAGAGUUGAUGAAAGGAAACAAUCAAGAGAAGCAGUCACCAGACCAACACAAUUGGAUAGGUUUUCUCCAUCUGAUAGUCCAGGAGAGGAUGACCAGACUGGACAACAGAUAUAUGAGUCCAGACAUACACUUCAAAGAGAAGGGAGGGGACAAAGCUAUGAUAGACUAAGCAAUGGCCAGAGACAAAUCUGGGCAAUUGAUAUUGCUCAAAGAGAACAUGAAGGACAAAGGAGAAGCAAUGUUGAGGUUAGAGUUGUUGACCAGUUCCGUGGUCUUGACCACAGAGAAAGUGAACCCCAGAGAAGAACCUCAAAACAUGAUUCUGAUGAUGAAAACACUGAUCAAAGGCAGACCCAAACUUAUGAAGUUAGCUCAAGAGAAGGUGAAGACCAAAGAAGAACUUCAUCCCAUGACUCGGGUACAAGACAGAUCAACCAGAGGAGAACCCCAACAUAUGAGGUUGGCCCUAAAGAUGAUCAACGACCCAGAAGAAUGCCAUCACGUGAGUCCGUUGAUCAGAGAUGGAGGACCCACACACAAACCGACCUAGCAGAAGAUGGUCAGAAGCCUUGCAACCCAUAUGAAGCUGACCCAAGGGAUGGUGAGCAACAGAGAACAGUGCAGUCCUCUGACCCUAAUUUCAGGGAUACUGAAGCAACACAGUAUAAUAUGGAGGACAGCACUCAGCCACGUGAAGCCACCUCUCUUUCCAACCAAACAGCCGACCGUGAAUUUGAUCUGCGGAGAGACCAAAGGACACUCGAGUCUGGUGAAUCUCAACUGUCAAGGAAGCCUGGACAAUCUAAGGCAGAACAAAGCCUGGUGAGUCCAUACAAGCAGCACCAGGCCACAAGAGAGAGCCAACGUUUGUCUGGACCAGAAGUGAGAGGUCCCCAAAGGAGGUGGCUGCCACACCAUCAAGCUGAAGCCCCAGAAGAAGCUGGUGUGGACCAAGUCCAACGAAAGGUAGGUUCACCUGUAAGCAAGAGGGCUAUCUCCCAACCAAGUGAACGACAGGUCACCGAGGGCCAGGAAAACAGGAUUCAGGGGUACCAUCGCACACCAGUCUCCCAAGCUGAAGGUGAGUCUGAAUUAUCUCUGGAUGGAGACAAAGCUCAAGAACCUGCUGCUCUCGACCAGCAGCAAGCCCACCGUGGAGGAGAAGUUCCUCAACCUGUGGCGGAGGAACCCAAAGUGGAGGAAGAUGAUGGAAGUGGAUCAUGGGCCCAGGAAUCUCAGCCACCUUUGGAGGACGAUGACCAACAAGCCGUCACGGAGAAGCCGAGCAGUUCUCUGGUGGAAAACAAAUCAUGCGUGAUUUGUAAUCCGCUGUAUGAAUAUCUGUUGGCCCAGAAGAAGCAGGAGCAACCCUAGAAGUUGGGAUGAAGAUGCAAGCUUGAAGCUCACUCUGCUUUCAUGUCUUCCUUUCUUCCUGCAGAUGUUCUUUGAUCCUGUUUUGUUCUAAUCAGUUAAUCUAAUCAUCUCUAACUCAACCCUUUUGGUCCAAGGCGAUACCCAGCAAAGGGUACAAUGAUCCCUUCCCUUUGAGAUGUAUCCGUGGAAAUGUAAAAUUAUGGUGAGAAAAAGGCAGGGGUCUCUGUCAUCAACUGGGUUUUCCUUCCAUCAGCUCCCAAUCAGCCCUUUUGCUCUUCAGUGAUUCUGAAAUACCUUCCAAACUUCACAGAAGGUUACAAGAUGAGGAAAGCAAACCCCAAAUUCUACCUGGAGUGAUCAAGAAGCAAGUCUAGAUGGAUAUAGAGCCCCCUCGGUG
Molecule: messenger RNA, 3836 nt
Organism: Notechis scutatus (mainland tiger snake)
Lineage: Eukaryota; Metazoa; Chordata; Lepidosauria; Squamata; Elapidae
Cellular component (GO): cornified envelope
Molecular function (GO): transition metal ion binding; calcium ion binding
Source: RefSeq, a predicted model, not a curated record